Molecule: messenger RNA, 2570 nt
Organism: Dicentrarchus labrax (European seabass)
Lineage: Eukaryota; Metazoa; Chordata; Actinopteri; Moronidae
Product: solute carrier family 25 member 45
Exons: 7
Coding region: 1208-2065 (285 amino acids)
Biological process (GO): transmembrane transport
Cellular component (GO): mitochondrion
Molecular function (GO): transmembrane transporter activity
Source: RefSeq, a predicted model, not a curated record
GCAACACAUACACUGUGUUCCCAAUGAUUAUGCAUAUGCUGUUUUUGUUCUUUUUCCCCUAAAUAGUCGAUAUAAUUGGCAGUCAAUAGGAUUUUUUAUUCCUCUGCAAUUAUAUCACAAUCUGGAUUUUAUUAAACACAAUUACCAAUGAUGACAAUGGCAUUUUUUUGCAAAAUAACUCAAAUUGCAGUGUUCCAAAUUAUUAUGCAAAACAGAGUUUCAAAACACUCAAUAGUUUCUAAAGGAUUGAAAACAGAAAUCUGUUGUAUUUUUUGCAUUGGGGGUAGUUUUUCUCAAAUCAAAGCUAUUCCAAUCAAAAACAUCUUUACAGAUCGGGUUACAUAUCAACAUAGGAGCCCUUCUUUGAUAUCACAUUAACAACUCUCUCAUUCAUUGAACCUGUAAGUCCAUGUACAGUUUUUGCCUGUAUUUCCUUUGAGGAUGCCAGAAUUGCCUCCCAGAGCUGCUGUUUUGAGGUAAACAGCAACCCACCCUCAUAUAGCUUCCUGUUAAGGAUGCUCCACAGGUUCUCAGUAGAUUUCAUACCUAUUUAAAGAUACUGCACUAUUUCACGCUUUUCAUCUACAGAAAGAUAUCUCUCCCUCCCACCCCCCAUAUUGCAUGAAACCUGUGACUUGCUUCAUAAUGUGGAACAACAUCCUUAAGUAGUUUCCCAUUAAUUAGGCUCACCUGGCAAACUAAUUAAGACAAACCUGUCUGAGACUGAUGUCAGUGAUAUAAACAGACAUGGGAAGCAGCACAAUUGAAAACUUUCAUUGAAAAACGAAAAAAUCUAAUGUUUCUUUAAUUGAAAUCAUAUUUGCAUAAUAAUUUGGAACACAGUGUGUAUGGGUUGGAGGCACCAGAUAGCCAUUGACAGCAAAGAUAGUUUGUGUUCACCUGAAAAGCAUAGAAAACAUUAACUGCAAGAAGUGGUUUUAGACAACUUGACAUAAGGGUAAACCGGAUUAAAUUAUAUUUCUUUCAGUGACGUGUUUUAAGGUUUCUUUUAUUUUGAAAACGAAGCCGUGUCAAACAGGAAAUGUUCUAUUAAAUGUGGGUUGCUUGGAGACUGGCCGCAGAGCCACAGAGCAGUCAUUAGUUGUGAUACCGCAGCAGAAAGGUGAUAAGGUUUACACUGAGCGAGAUAUGGAGGUAUUCAUACAAUGAGGUGACGCUUACAAAAGGUUGUGAAAUUGUGCAAGUCAUGCCUUUUUUGGAAUUCAUAGCUGGGAGCAUUUCAGGUGCAGUGGGAUUGGCAGUUGGACACCCAUUAGACACUGUGAAGGUGCGCCUGCAGGCCCAGUCUGUGUAUAAAGGGAUUUUUCACUGUGUGGUGAAAACAUACUCUCAUGAAGGGCUCCAUGGAUUCUAUAAGGGCAUGGCAUUUCCAGUGAUGACCACGGGCAUCGUCAACUCUUUUGUCUUUGGCUCUUACAGUAAUGCCUUAGAUUACCUCACUCAGUCUCAGCGCAGUGACCGCAGUCAAGGCAAACCGGCCUCUGCUGCUCAGGUCUUCGCUGCCGGCUGCUUCUCAGGCCUGGUGCAGGUGUUUAUUUGUGCACCCAUCGACCUGGUGAAGGUGCGACUGCAGGGUCAAGCAACUGCCAAGCGAUACCGAGGACCGAUUCAUUGUGUUGCUGUAAUCCUGAAGGAGGAGGGGCCCAGGGGUCUGUUCAGAGGAGGGCUGGCCCUCGCCCUGAGGGACGUACCCUGCUAUGGACUCUACUUCUUGCCUUACGAGGUCACUCGAAAGGCUUUGACCGAGACUGGCAAAGAGCCAGGUACGUUUGCAAUAUUGAUGGCCGGUGGAUUAGCGGGCGUGGUGACCUGGGCCUUCGCCACGCCCAUGGACGUGGUGAAAGCUCGUCUGCAGAUGUCGGGGGCCGGCGGCCGGGAGUACAGCGGGGUACUCCACUGCAUGAGAGUGAGCGUCAGAGAGGAGGGAGUGAGGGUCUUUUUCAAAGGCCUCCUACUGAACAGCCUGAGGGCCUUCCCUGUCAACGCCGUCACCUUCCUCAGCUACGAGAGUCUGAUGAGGGCUUUCUAUCCACCAGUGAGAUGACCUCCUCUCUCUCGACAGUGCGCAUUGCACUCCUUGCCUCGCACAUUUACAGUUCUUCCUGUGGUGCAGAGAUUUUACUAUACACACACACACAACUUGACUGUAGGUCAGAUAUUCUCAGGGUUGUUUAACAUUAUCAGUUGAAACAGACUGUUUGUUUUAACACGAUGAGCCUGAGUUUUAAACCUUUUAAAGUCUAUGUGGAAUAGGUCAACUCUCAUCCAGCCAGUGUCAGAAACCUUAACACACUUCAACUGAUGAUACAUUUUUGAUUAAUUAGUCUCCUGUGACUUGAACCACUUUUGAUGGAAGACAUCAGGAUUAAGCUGCUCAUUUUUACUGGAAAUCAAAUCCAGUAAACACAAAAUGUGAAUGUAAACAUUGUAACUUUGUUGCAUGUGGACACAUAUUUUACUAUAGUUUUUUUUAUUUCAAAGCAUUUUAUUCUUGUCAACUGGACACAGAAAGUGAAAAUGAUUUCCUAAUAAAUAUACAAUACAAAGAA